Messenger RNA from Gongylonema pulchrum, 234 nucleotides. NCBI's taxonomy places the organism in Eukaryota, Metazoa, Nematoda, Chromadorea, Rhabditida, Gongylonematidae. The record is from the annotation of a GenBank genome assembly.
UCAGUACUGAUAUCAGUAUCUGCCAUUGGUCUAAACGAGAAUUCAGCGAGACGUUCUGUCAUUGCAAUGAAACCAAACUGUUCACCGGCCGUUAUUCGUUCACUGUCAAUUUUAGAAGAGCGAGAAAUUUCUGAAUCGAACGGCGUAAAUCAGGAAGUGAAUCCACUGCUAACGCAAAGUCCACUAUCCGAUGAAUGUGAAAAAGAUUCUUCACUUGCUUCGAGUCGUUAUUAA